Molecule: messenger RNA, 1930 nt
Organism: Scatophagus argus
Lineage: Eukaryota; Metazoa; Chordata; Actinopteri; Scatophagidae
Gene: agk
Product: acylglycerol kinase
Exons: 14
Coding region: 304-1584 (426 amino acids)
Biological process (GO): protein insertion into mitochondrial inner membrane; ceramide biosynthetic process
Cellular component (GO): mitochondrion; TIM22 mitochondrial import inner membrane insertion complex
Molecular function (GO): ATP-dependent diacylglycerol kinase activity; acylglycerol kinase activity; ceramide kinase activity
Source: RefSeq, a predicted model, not a curated record
UGAGCAUUUAAGUUUUAUUCUGCAAUGCCGUUCUCGUUUAAGUAUUAUUUUAUCUGAAACUUUAAGACAGCAAUUAUCUUUAUUACACUGAAAGGCGUUAAAGAACCAUAAGGCGCACUAACAUUGGUUCCGCCCUGUGUUAGCCGUACAGUUUUGACGUUACACCGCGAUGUCCAUGCUACACUGACAGUUGUGGAGCUUGUGACCGCUGGAAUAGAAAUUUGUCAUUCAUGAUUUUUAGACUUGGUUGCCUCCUUAGCAUUGCGUUAACGUAGUGGAUUGGUUGACAUUUUAUUCAAAACCAUGGCUCGGGUUGUGAAAGUGUUUCGAACUCUGCGGAAUCAUUGGAAGAAGACCACAUUUGCUGUUUGCGUCCUGUCCUAUGGGAGCCACUGGCUGUAUGGUAAACACUGUGACAAUGUUCUGCGGAGAGAGGCUUGUCUCGUGGCCAGGGAAUUUGGGCGUCAACAGAUAGCACCACAGGAGCAGCUUAGGAAGGCAACAGUGAUCUUGAACCCUGCAGCGUGCAAUGGGAAAGCCAACAAUCUGUUUGAAAAGAAUGCUGCCCCUAUUUUACACCUGGCUGGUGUGGAGAUUACAAUAGUAAAGACAGAUUAUGAAGGUCAGGCAAAAAAACUAAUGGAGCUCAUGGAACACACCGACAUGUUGAUUGUGGCUGGAGGGGACGGCACCUUGCAGGAAGUCAUCACAGGUUUACUGCGAAGGGCAGAUCAAGACACAGUCAGUAACAUACCGAUUGGAUUCAUUCCACUGGGUUCUUGCAAUUCCCUGAGUCCAAGUCUUCACCUCCUCAGUGACAACAAGGUCAAAGCCAUUACAUCAGCAACACUGUCCAUUCUCAAGGGAGAAACUGUCCCCCUGGAUGUGCUACAAAUCAAAGGGGAGAAAGAGCAGCCAGUUUUUGCUCUGAUGGGACUACGUUGGGGUGCGUUCAGAGAUGUGGCUGCAACAAUCAGCAAAUAUUGGUACCUUGGGCCACUAAAAAAACAUGCAGCACACUGGUUUAGUACUCUCCGGGAGUGGCCCCUGGUCCGGAAUGUCUCAGUGUCCUACUUGACUCCCAGCCUCCGGCCCCCAGACCUGCCCCCUCAGAAGCCUCCCAGGCCCAAUCUGCUUUACCGCAUCGCCCGCAGACUGAAAAACUACUGGAAUCCUCCAGUUGAAGAGCCUCCAAAAGUGGAAGAGCCAGAGGAGUGGAAGGAGGAGCAGCUGUCAACAUUAGAGCUGUUUAUCCAGACACACAACAAAAACCCAGUGGAGAGGCGCACACAUGAUUCCCUGAUGAUCUGUGCAGAAUCGGAAAACUUCACAGUGGGCGAGUUCAUCACUGUCGGAAAUAAAAAAGAAGAGGACCCCACGAUAUUCACCAAAAACUCCACAAAACUGGAAGCCAGUGCUUGCCAGCUGCAGCUGCCAGAGGAUGCUGGUGGCUUCUACAACAUCGACAACGAGGAGUACGAGGCCAUGCCUGUGGAGGUAAGGCUGUUGCCACGGAAACUACGCUUCUUCAUCAAUGCAGAGCGCAGGGAGCAGCUGCUUUCACAGAUGCAGAAAGAGGGCUGAAGAACUGAAAGAAAAAAACUGAAAUCAAGAGAAACACAAUAGCAGAGCACCAGACAUGAUGAAACUGGGAGGUCAUUUUGGAAACUGAUGUCUGCUUUGCCAGCUGUUUAAAAUGAUCCUGAUGUGCUGUUGGUCUGUUUUGUGAACUUUGACAAAGUGAAGUUACUACAGUUAUAAGGAGAAUUUUAUUACAUGUCAUUGUAUGUGAAAGGACCAAGGCUUUGUUUCUUUAAGCCAGUAACACAUGUGCAAGUUGUCUUACCAAUAGACUUUAUGUUUACCAAAAGGUUUACUAUUGCCAUCGCAUUAAAACUUGGCUAAUAAAAAUAAUUCCUGUCCAGUUCAA